This is a messenger RNA of Megalobrama amblycephala (Wuchang bream), 1371 nucleotides long. RefSeq names its product ankyrin repeat domain 46a (gene ankrd46a). The transcript has 4 exons. NCBI's taxonomy places the organism in Eukaryota, Metazoa, Chordata, Actinopteri, Cypriniformes, Xenocyprididae. Bases 165 to 851 code for a protein of 228 amino acids. The record is from RefSeq and is a predicted model, not a curated record. Gene Ontology annotation, molecular function: protein binding.
GACACGGAAGUCGGAUAUUAUAAAUCAUAACAUAUACUGGGGUUUGUAGUCUAUUGGCCCUCCAUCUUUUUUUUACGUCAUUUCUUUUCUAUUUUCCCACAACAGAGGCUGGGAAAGCAGCGGAUUUUAUAAGACACCUUCGAGACAUCAUUCUGAGGUGCAAAAUGUCCUACGUCUUCAUCAACGACUCCCUGCAGACCACCGUGCCGCUGCUGCAGGCCUGUAUCGACGGUGAUCUCGCUCACACUAAACGGCUCCUGGAGUCCGGAUUCGACCCAAACACCCGGGACUGCCGUGGACGGACCGGACUGCAUCUGGCUGCCGCGCGGGGAAACGUUGAGAUCUGCUGUCUGCUGCACAAGUUCGGUGCUGAUCUGUUGGCCACUGACUCGCAGGGCAACACGGCACUGCACAUGUGUGGGCAUGUGGACACCAUCCAGUUCCUGGUGUCCAACGGCCUCAAGAUUGACAUCUGCAAUCACAAUGGAGCCACUCCUCUGGUGCUGGCCAAGAGACGUGGCGUGAACAAGGACGCGCUCCAUCUGCUGGAGGGGCUGGAGGAACAGGAAGUCAAGGGCUUCAACCGCAGCUCCCACUCCAGUCUGGAGAAGAUGCACAUGGCUGAGAAUGAAAGUGCCAUGGAGAGCCACUCUCUUCUCAACCCGCACUUACACAACAGCGACGGCGUGUUGUCCAGCUUCCGUACCACAUGGCAGGAGUUUGUGGAGGAUCUUGGUUUCUGGCGAGUGCUCUUGCUGCUCCUCGUCAUCGCUCUGCUCUCGCUCGGCAUCGCGUAUUAUGUCAGCGGAGUCCUACCCUUCGCAUCUAACCAGCUGGAACUCGUGCACUGAGGCACUGACAUAUGAAAGCCCAUUAAAAACAAUGAUUUUUUAAAUCUUUCAUUAGCUGAUGAUUGUUCCUACAGUUGCUAAUUGUGUAUAACCAUGCUUUAAAUUGCAACCAUACUUUUUUUGUGUAUAAUAAUGUAAAUAGACCUUUCAUGUGCUAAAAAAAUUUUAACUUCUAUUUUCAUCUCUCUUGUGUUUGAAAACCCUUACGAAAAUAAACCAUGGUUUUAAUAGAAAUAAAACUAAAAAAAUGUGGUUGUAGUUAAAAAACACAAAUUAACCAUGAUUUUGCUACGUUAAUCAUAGUUUAACCAUGGUGUUUGUAGUAAAACUGUGGUUAUACAAAUGAUAAUCAAUACACCCAAAAAAAACAAUAAUAAAAACCAUGGUUAAUUUUGGUAAGGGAAUAUGUUUUUGUUGUGUAUUCUUCACAUUAAUGUUAUUAAGUGUGUGACAACCCACCUUGGCACCUAUUUAAUUUAAAUUAUUGGAUUUGCACAUUAAAGAUUUGCAGCUGCAAAAA